Molecule: messenger RNA, 4704 nt
Organism: Sphaeramia orbicularis (orbiculate cardinalfish)
Lineage: Eukaryota; Metazoa; Chordata; Actinopteri; Kurtiformes; Apogonidae
Gene: smc3
Product: structural maintenance of chromosomes 3
Exons: 29
Coding region: 179-3832 (1217 amino acids)
Biological process (GO): chromosome organization
Cellular component (GO): chromosome
Molecular function (GO): protein binding; ATP hydrolysis activity; ATP binding
Source: RefSeq, a predicted model, not a curated record
CCGCCGCCAUUUUCCAUGUUAUUCUCUUUUGCUUCACCGUGUUUCCUAAAAUAUUUAAUGCAGAAAUAUUAAUUAACCCGCAAAGUUUUGGUUAAUAAAUUCCCGACUACUCCAGGUUAGUGGAGGGGGGGGAGUUUAUCUCCAAAUUCUGCCGUGAAGACGCUCUACUUUGACCGCCAUGUACAUCAAACAGGUCAUUAUCCAAGGGUUCCGAAGUUACAGGGACCAAACAGUGGUAGACCCUUUUAGUCCAAAGCACAACGUCAUCGUUGGACGAAAUGGAUCAGGAAAAAGUAACUUCUUUUAUGCCAUCCAAUUUGUGCUCAGUGAUGAGUUCAGUCACCUACGACCGGAACAGCGCCUGGCCUUGCUUCACGAGGGAACUGGGCCUCGUGUCAUUUCGGCUUUUGUGGAGAUUAUAUUUGACAACUCUGACAACCGACUGCCGAUUGACAAAGAGGAAGUUUCCCUUCGACGUGUCAUUGGCGCAAAGAAAGACCAGUAUUUUUUGGACAAGAAGAUGGUGACUAAGAAUGAUGUCAUGAACCUUCUGGAGAGUGCUGGCUUCUCUCGCAGUAACCCCUACUACAUUGUCAAGCAGGGAAAGAUCAACCAAAUGGCAACGGCCCCUGACUCUCAGCGUCUGAAACUACUCCGUGAAGUGGCAGGGACACGAGUGUACGAUGAGCGCAAAGAGGAGAGUAUUUCUCUCAUGAAGGAAACGGAGGGAAAGCGAGAAAAGAUCAAUGAACUCCUGAAAUACAUUGAGGAGCGUCUGCAUACCCUUGAGGAUGAGAAGGAGGAGCUGGCACAGUACCAGAAGUGGGACAAGAUGAGAAGAGCCUUAGAGUACACCAUCUACAACCAGGAGCUGAAUGAAACCCGUGCCAAACUGGAUGAGCUAUCCUCAAAGAGAGAGACUUGUGGUGACAAAUCCAGACAGCUACGUGAUGCUCAGCAAGAUGCCAGAGACAAAGUUGAGGAGACAGAGCGUGUUGUUCGAGAAUUAAAGUCCAAGAUUUCUGCCAUGAAAGAGGAAAGAGAGCAGCUGUCGGCCGAGCGCCAGGAGCAGAUCAAGCAGAGGACCAAGCUCGAGCUGAAGGCCAAGGACCUGCAGGACGAGCUGGCAGGCAACAGUGAACAGAGGAAACGUCUGCUGAAGGAACGGCAGAAGCUGCUGGAGAAAAUUGAAGAAAAGCAGAAAGAGUUGCAGGAGACUGAGCCCAAAUUCAAUAUGGUGAAGGAGAAAGAGGAGCGUGGGAUCUCCAGACUGGCCCAGGCUACACAGGAGAGGACAGAUCUGUACGCCAAACAGGGCCGUGGUAGCCAGUUCACCUCCAAGGAGGAGAGGGACAAGUGGAUUAAGAAGGAGCUGAAGUCUCUGGACCAAGCUAUCAAUGACAAAAAGAGGCAGAUUGCAGCCAUCCACAAAGACCUGGAGGACACGGAGACCAACAAGGAGAAGAAUCUGGAGCAGUACAAUAAACUAGAUCAAGAUCUAAACGAAGUCAAGACCCGUGUGGAGGAGUUGGACAAGAAGUAUUAUGAAGUGAAGAACAGGAAAGAUGAACUGCAGAGUGAAAGAAACUACCUGUGGCGUGAGGAGAACGCAGAACAGCAGGCUCUGGCCGCCAAACGAGAGGACCUGGAGAAGAAACAGCAGCUCCUUCGAGCUGCCACUGGGAAGGCCAUUCUCAAUGGUAUCGACAGCAUUAACAAAGUCCUUGAGCAUUUCCGUCGAAAGGGCAUCAAUCAGCAUGUAAUCAAUGGUUAUCACGGCAUUGUGAUGAAUAAUUUUGAGUGCGAGCCUGCUUUUUACACCUGUGUGGAGGUGACUGCCGGUACCAGGCUGUUCUACCACAUUGUGGAGACUGAUGAAGUCAGUACCAAAAUACUGAUGGAGUUCAACAAAAUGAAUCUCCCUGGGGAAGUCACAUUUCUGCCCCUGAGCAAGCUCGAUGUCAGGGACACUGCCUACCCAGAGACCAAUGAUGCCAUCCCCAUGAUCAGCAAGCUGCGUUACAGCCCCAACUUUGACAAAGCUUUUAAGCAUGUGUUUGGGAAGACACUGAUUUGUCGCAGCAUGGAGGUGUCCACCCAGUUGGCCAGAGCUUUCACUAUGGACUGUAUAACCCUAGAGGGUGACCAGGUGAGCCACCGUGGAGCUUUGACAGGAGGAUACUACGAUACCAGAAAGUCUCGUCUAGAGUUGCAGAAAGAUAUGAGGAAGGCUGAAGAGGAACUGGGUGAGCUGGAAGCCAAGCUCAAUGAAAACCUGCGUAGGAACAUAGAACGCAUCAACAAUGAGAUUGAUCAACUAAUGAAUCAGAUGCAGCAGAUUGAGACACAACAGAGGAAGUUUAAGGCGUCCAGAGAUAGUAUUCUGUCAGAGAUGAAGAUGCUGAAGGAGAAGAGACAGCAGUCAGAGAAGACGUUCAUGCCCAAGCAACGUAGUCUUCAGAGUCUGGAGGCCAGCCUCCAUGCUAUGGAGUCUACCAGGGAGUCCCUGAAGGCUGAGCUUGGUACUGAUCUGCUCUCUCAGCUCAGUCUGGAGGACCAGAGGCGUGUUGACGACCUCAAUGAUGAGAUCCGUCAGCUCCAACAGGAUAACAGGCAGUUGUUGAAUGAGAGGAUUAAGCUGGAGGGCAUCAUGACCAGAGUGGAGACUUAUCUCAAUGAAAACUUACGGAAGCGUCUCGACCAAGUAGAACAGGAGUUAAAUGAGCUGCGAGAGACUGAGGGAGGCACAGUGCUCACAGCCACAACCUCAGAGCUGGAUGGCAUCAACAAACGUGUCAAAGAAACUUUGGCCCGAUCAGAAGAUCUGGACUCUCUGAUUGACAAGACAGAAGGAGAGAUCAAGGACCACAUAAAGAGCAUGGAGCGCUGGAAGAACAUAGAGAAAGAGCAGAAUGAUGCAAUCAACCAUGACACCAAGGAGCUGGAAAAGAUGACCAACAGACAGGGCAUGCUGCUCAAGAAAAAGGAAGAGUGCAUGAAGAAGAUCAGAGAGCUGGGUUCGCUACCCCAGGAAGCCUUUGAGAAGUACCAGACCCUCACACUAAAACAGUUGUUCCGAAAAUUGGAGCAGUGCAACACAGAGCUCAAGAAAUACAGUCAUGUCAACAAGAAGGCUCUGGACCAGUUUGUCAACUUCUCUGAGCAGAAGGAAAAGCUCAUCAAGCGUCAAGAUGAGUUGGACCGUGGCUACAAAUCCAUCAUGGAACUCAUGAACGUCUUGGAGUUGCGGAAGUACGAGGCCAUCCAGCUCACCUUCAAACAGGUGUCCAAGAAUUUCAGUGAAGUUUUCCAGAAGCUGGUGCCUGGAGGCAAAGCAACGUUGGUGAUGAAGAAGGGUGACACAGAAGGCAGCCAGUCCCAGGAUGAGGGCGAGGGCGGUGCAGACAGUGAGAGGGGGUCCGGCUCGCAGAGCAGCGUGCCCUCAGUGGACCAGUUCACUGGAGUCGGCAUCAGGGUGUCAUUCACAGGGAAACAGGGUGAAAUGAGAGAGAUGCAGCAGCUCUCUGGGGGUCAGAAGUCUUUGGUGGCUUUGGCUCUGAUUUUCGCCAUCCAGAAGUGUGACCCCGCACCUUUCUACCUGUUUGAUGAAAUUGACCAGGCCCUCGACGCCCAACACAGGAAGGCUGUCUCAGACAUGAUUGUGGAGUUGGCGGGUCAUGCCCAGUUCAUCACCACCACCUUCAGGCCUGAGCUGCUGGAGUCUGCUGACAAGUUCUACGGUGUCAAAUUCAGAAACAAGGUGAGUCACAUCGAUGUGAUCACAGCAGAGCAGGCCAAAGACUUUGUGGAGGAUGACACUACCCAUGGUUAAGUCUUCAGCUCCUGCUCCUCCUGCAUCCUCCGCCUCUACACUGCACUGUGUGGCUCACGACUCACAACUGGCCUGAAAAGACACAAAUAUCUCAGUCAACCCAGCAGCCUUUUUUAGUCUCCUGUCACAGAUACAGAUGAUAUGAGAUGCUCAGACUAGUACUGAAACCAACCACUUGAAUUGGAAAUGUUUAGAUGCAUACAAACAACCCACUUUUCAAAGGAUUGCUUUUACUAAUGUACUUUAUCCCAUGUUCCUGUGCAGCUAUAGCUGUGUGCCUCAGUCACUCCUCAAAGAAUCAUUUAAAACAAUUUUCUUUCACACUGAAAAAAAAAAGAAAUUUUUCCUGAAGAAGCCCUGUAUAAAGCACUCAUUUCCCUCUUUUUUUUUUUUUUUUUUUUUUUACUUUGGUAAAAUUCUCAUCAAGGUCAUUUGACAGGAUUGUCCGAAACUCUAAAGGACCUUUGCAGAAAGCAGAUAUUCUUGUGUACAGUUCAGACAGUUUUGAGAUGACUGUCAGUGAUUGUUAAACUGAAACCCUAACACUCAGUAGAAGAGAUGAGUCACUUCAGAGUUUUGUUGUCGUCGUUGCCACCGUUGAAAUGCAGCUUGACCAGAGUCCAGGCUCACUCUGGGGUUUCUGUAAUCUAUACUUUGUAUUUCUGAAACUGCGCUAACAUGUAUCUGUCUGAAGAUGUUUGUCUUACUUUUGUUUUUAUUUUUAAGAAGGUUGUGGUUCCUUUUUAUGGUUGUUGCAGUACUGUGUAAUUUCCUGUUUUAGUUCAUAUGAAAGGUUUCAUUCCAACACUGUAUCUAUUUUGGAAAUUAACCAAGUCCUCUGAAUUUGAAUAAAAAAAAUAAAUAAGCACCGA